AUGGCGGAGGAGCGCGUGCAGGCUCUAGAGCAGCAGAUGAUAGCGCUGGCCCAGGAGCUGCAGAACCGCCAGCAGAGGGAGAACGAUCUCACGGCCGAGGUGCAGCGGCUCGGCCGUGUGGCCGAGGCUAGACCACGGGUGGACGGGCCUGUGCCACAGCCUCGAGCCGAGUCGCUCGUGGACGCCCGCACGCUGGGCAAGCCAGACGUGUUCACGGGCGAAGAGCACAAGUGGAACGAUUGGAAGGUGAUCUUCAAAGCGUACUGUGGCGUCGUGAACGCCGACUUGCUGGCAGGGAUGCGACUGGCAGAGAGCGCUGGCGAGGCCUCAGUUCAGAACGAUGACUUCCUCGAGGAGAACAUGAGGCAGGCCUCGCAGCAGCUGUAUUACAUCUUGCUCCUCCUCUGCCGGCAGCAUCCCCUGACGACGAUCGUGAAUGCUGGCGAGAAUGAGGGCUUCCAGGCUUGGCGCAAGCUGGUUGAAUACUACGAACCGAAUGCGAGGUCCCGCAUCGCGGGGCAGCUGCUGAAUCUCCUGAACUUCUCGUUCACUGGCGAUGUCGAGGACCGGCUGGCGCUGUUCGAGCGAGAGCUCCUCAGGUACGAGCAGAGGAGCGGCGAGGCCAUCACAGCCUCCAUGAGGAUCGGCAUCGUCCUUCGGCAGCUCGAGGAAGGCCCUCUACGCCAGCACCUCUUGCUCAAUGCGACCAGGCUGGUGGAGUGGCAGGACUUCCGACGUGAGGUCACCGACAUCCGCCGUGCCCAGAGCGCCAUCGCCCCGGUGCCCGUGCCCAUGGACCUGAGCGGGGACGUUGGCGAGCAUGGAGCAGACGCUGGCUCGCAUCAACGCCUCCCAGUCGACGAGUACGACCGUACCAUCGGCGGCCAGCUCUAUCUCGACGGCUGCGACUACGAGGCUGAGUCCGGCGACGGCGAUGUCGCAGCGUUCUACCUGAACGACGCGGACGAGCAGGUCAGCUACCCGUUCGCGAACCUCCACUCCCUCAGCAUCUACGACCCGGGGCCGGACAAGGCGGACGUGGUCGACUCUGCGACCGGCGCGGCCCUGGACCUGAACAUGAUCCACGGCAACUCGGAUGCGGAGGAGGUCGAGCUCAACGGCAUCUUGCGUGUGGGCAUCGACUCGUGUGCGGCGGCAUCGGUGCUGCCGCGUGGCUCGUGCGCGGACUACCCGGUGCACGAGGGCGGCCGGGCGAUCUCGUACAGGACCGCCUCUGGCCACUACGUGAACGACGAGGGCGAGAAGAUCCUCGUGGGGACGAUGCCUGGGGCUUCUCAGGCACGCGCUGCCAAGUUCAGGGUGGCGGACAUCAGCAAGCCGUUGCUGAGCGUCGCGGAGAUGGUCGACUCCGGCCAUCGGCUCGUCUUCGACUCGGAGGGCGGGCAGGACAUUAGCUACGCGUGCCACAAGACCAGCGGAGACGUUGUCAGGUUCUGCCGCAGGAAUAAGGUCUACGAGAUGGAUAUGCACGUCGACCCGUACGCGCCGGAGGUCUGCCCUGUCGAGGUGGCAGGCCGCGAGCCUCCCGAGGGCGAAGCCGGCCAGCCAGGCGCGGCUCACGAGGAGGUCGCCGAGGGCCCGCCGGCACGGCCGGCGAGGGAGCCCGCAGCGCCGACGGCGGCCGAGCGAGCCGCGCACGAGGUGCUGCACGAGCCCUACAGGGCAUGGUGCCGGGAGUGCGUCUCCGGCAGAGGCCUGUCAGCAGGCCAUCAGACGAAGGACCACCAGGAGUCAGCGCUCGCGGUGGUUGGCAUCGACUACGGCUACCUCGGUGAACGAGAGGACGCUACGCCGCUGCUGAUCGGGAAAGAUUCGAAGCAGCGUUGGUUCCACGCGUCGGUGGUGCCAGCUAAGGGGACGCAGCAUCCCUGGCCGGCAAAGUCGUGGUCCAGGAGGCUGGCUUCGGCUGGCCACAAGCGCUUCGUCUUCCGCUCAGACGGCGAGGCGCCGCUCGUCGCCCUGAAGACCCGCAUCGGGGCCAAGCUCAAGGAGGAGUACGGCAUCGAGACGGCGCCCGAGGAGAGCCCGGUCGGCGACUCUCAGGGCAACGGCCUGGCCGAGCACGCGGUGCGCGAGGUCAAGGCCAAGGUGAGGACGGCGCGGGCGCAGGUGGGCGACCUCCACGGCGUGAGCAUUGGCGUCGAGCACCCAGUGACCCCGUGGAUGGUCGAGUUCGCAGCCAUGUCCAUCAACCUGGGCAGGCGGGGCGCUGACGGCCGCGCGGCUUGGGAACUUCGGCGCGGCCGCCCCUUCAACAAGGACCUGGCUUGCUUCUCGGAGAAGGUCCUGUAUCUCCCAGGGGGCAAGCGCAAGGCUGGGAUCGAGGACAAGUUCCUCGCUGGGCUCUACCUGGGGCCCACGCUUCGGACGGGCGAGGUCGACAUUGGCACGGAGUUGGGCGCACUACGGGCCAGGACCUUCAAGCGGUUGACGGUCGAGCAGCGGGCCGACAAGGACCUGCUGAACAGCCUCGUGGGGAAGCCGUGGGCGCCGGUGCCGACGGGCGUGGAGGUGGACGAGGUGCCGGUGGCCAUCGAGAUCCGAGCGCCGGUGCCAGCGCCGGUCGCGCCUUUGGGCGGACCUCUGGCGCCCAUCCCCGAGGCUGGGGACCUCCCGCCCCGGGCUCUCCGAGUCGGGCGACCGCCAGCAGGACCGCGGGCCGUCUACAUCAGGAAGGACGUCGAGAUCGCGAAGCACGGGCUCUCCCCGGGCUGCCACGGCUGCGCCGCGGUCCUCAACGGCGCCCGGGCGCAGGCUCACUCAGCUGAGCGCCGCGCUCGGAUCGAGCAGGCGACGCAGGACGACGAGGAGGCAAAGCAGAGGCUCGAGGAUGCCCGCGAGCGGAAGCGGCAUCGCACUGACGUCGCCGGGCCUGUCUAUCAAGAGGGCGGCUCGUCAGGCAGCGGCGGUCCAGCCCCAGCUCAGCAGGUGCCGCCAGCACCCGUGGCCGCGGCGGCGGCUGACGUGGCGACGGCUCCGGCACCGCGCGACCCCGGCGACGACAACAUGCAGAAGGAGAUCGGUGCCUUCCUGCUCUUUCUCGGCUACAGCGGGCGCAAGGCCGACGUGAUGGAGGUCUUCUGCCCGAAUAGGCUUGUGGGCUUUGCCCCCCUCUUCGGUCUGGUUCACGGCGGCUCGUUCGACCUGAGGGUUGGCUGGGACCUGACCGACCGCCAGCAGCAGCGACAGUGCCGGGAGCUGAUCGAGCACUUCGAGGUGUACUUCCUCUUGGGCAGUCCUCGCUGCGCGCCGUUCUCCAUGCUGAAGUACCUGAGUGAGGACGCGGAGAAGCAGCGUGAGGUCGGGCGAGGCGACCAGUGCGUGUUCGGCCUGGCGGUUGCGGACGCGCGCGGCGACAGGCUCGCCAAGAAGCCGACAGGGAGGAUGAGUAAUAACAAGGAGGUGUUGGAUGAGCAUUCCACCUUCGUCGGCCGCAACAUGCGUGUGGCGGAGAGGUACCCGGUCAAGCUCCUCCGCGCCAUCCUCCGUGGCCUCCGCCGUCACCUUAGCAACAAGAAGGUGCUCGCGCUUUCGGCCCUGGAUGCUGGGCCGAACGUGGACGAUGAGGAGAUCAGCCUGACCGGCCUCCCGCUGGACCCCACGCGGGUGAAGGCCGCGAGGCGCCUGGAGAUGGAUUUCAUGGCGCAGCUUGGCGUGUGGGUCUACGCGAGGGAGGAGGACUGUCAGCGCGAGCUUGGACGGAGGCCUCUCAGCGGCCGCGUGCCGCGCUUCCUGGGCAUCUCGCGGGCACACCCGCACUGUGAGAUCAAGAGGACGGUCUACAUCAAGCUUCCAGAGGAGGAUCCGAUGUCGCAGGAGAUCGGUACGUGUGGGCUCUUGCGGAUGGCGCUCUACGGGGCGCGCGACGCUGGCCAGAACUUCGAGCUCACGACUGCCGAGACGGUCAUCGGUGCUGGCUGCGACCAGUCGGCCUUCUCGCCUUGCGUGUACUGCCACAGGGACCUCCAGGUGAGCUUCUUCCACCACGGCGACGACUUCGUGCUCGAGGGCUCUCGGGACGGGACGGAGUCGAUCUGCGAGGCCCUGAAGACGAAGUUCAUCGUGAAGGACAGGGGCGUGCUCGGGCCGGCGCCUACCGACGCAAAGGAGAUCACGCGCCUCAACAGGGCAACGCGCUGGCGAAACCGAUGGUGCCAAGGGGGCGAGGCCAUCGAGUACGAGGCGGAUCCCAGGCGCGCGCAGAUCUUGCACGCGCAGCUUGGAAUGGACCCCCGCGCCACGAAGUCAUUGAGCACGCCAGGGCUGAGCCAGAAGCUUACACCUGAGGUCGAGCGCGAGCUGAACGAGCACGAGGCGGCAGAGUACCGCAGCGCGUGCAUGAGGCUGGGCUACUUGGCGCUCGAUCGGCCAGAGGUGCAGUUCACGGCCAAGGAGUGCGCUCGCGGCAUGCAGAGGCCGACAGAGCGACACCUCCGCCUUCUGAAGCGCGCUGGACGCUUCUUGAUCGGGGCGCCGCGGGCCAUCUGGAAGUGGGGCCGACAGCGGGCACCCACAGUGAUGGACAUCUAUUCGGACACCGAUUGGGAAGGCUGCCCGAUCACGCGGAGGAGCACCAGUUCGGUCGUGAUCAAACAUGGGCAGCACCUGAUCGUUACGGCAUCGACGACUCAGAUCCCCAUCUCCAUGAGUUCGGGGGAGGCUGAGUUCUACGGCUGUGUGCGGGCGGCCAGCAGGGCCAUCGGCAUGCAGUCACUGUGCCAGGGCCUAGGCAGGGACGCGAGCCUUCGCAUCUGGAGCGACUCGGCAGCUGCUCUUGGCAUCAUGCAACGACGAGGCUGCGGCAAAGUCCGACACCUCGAGACGCCGACGCUGUGGGUGCAGAAGGCGCUCAAGGACGGACGGUUUCAACUGGCUAAGGUUCCCGGGAAGUCGAACCCGGCGGACCUGGGGACGAAGUUCCUCGACCAGGCGGCGAUGCUCCGAGGGCUGGAGAUGAUGAAUGUCAAGCUCUCGGACGCGCCCCUCUCGAGUGCCCUUCAGGCGAAGGUCUGA
This is a messenger RNA of Prorocentrum cordatum, 5034 nucleotides long. The record is from the annotation of a GenBank genome assembly. NCBI's taxonomy places the organism in Eukaryota, Dinophyceae, Prorocentrales, Prorocentraceae.